This is a messenger RNA of Lentinula edodes (shiitake mushroom), 459 nucleotides long. RefSeq lists its product as uncharacterized. The transcript is spliced from 2 exons. The annotation marks the transcript as partial. NCBI's taxonomy places the organism in Eukaryota, Fungi, Basidiomycota, Agaricomycetes, Agaricales, Omphalotaceae. The record is from RefSeq and is a predicted model, not a curated record.
AAAAACGGCUUCCAGCAAUUCAAAGACACCAAACAGGAGAAGUCCGAGGAGAUGUGGUCACCAUUUAAAAGUCGUAAAGAGUGGCAACUCGCGCGCUGGUUAAUGCUGUCUGGAGUCAGUCAUGGUGAUAUUGAUUCUUUUGCUAAGUUGUCCAUUAUUCAGGACGAGCUACAUUCAUCAUUUAAGGACAAACGUACCUUCUUGAAGAAAAUUGAUGCCUUGCCUACUGUGCGUGGGGGAUGGAUUUGCAAAGAGCUCGAAAUUGUUGGCAACAUCAUGAAGAAGGCCGCCGAUGGCACAGAAGUCCCAAUGACUGAAGGAGUAGAGCUCUGGAGACGGGAUCCCAUUGAAUGCAUCAAGGAGCUUAUGGAGGACCCCCGGUUUGAGGAGCAUAUGCGAUAUGCACCAGAGAGGAUGUUCACUAAUGAGACCAUGCAUAUGCGAGCAAUUGAUGAAAUG